AUGAGGACCGUCAACUUGCUCGCCACCCUCCUUACCACACUCACCUUCCUCGCAACCUCUGUCGGAGCACUCUACACCAUUUCAAAAGGUGCCUACGCCGACGCCACCUCGCCAUCUACCAUCAGCACGCCCUCAACCACGUCGUCUACCUCCUCAACAUUCUCCCUCCCACCGGGUGUAACAAUGCCCCUCCCAGCAUGGCCUCCCUCGGCCAAUAACCCGCCUCCAGCUCACCCUUCAACAACGAAGACAAUCUGCUCCCCGGAUCCCACGGCUGGGGCUUUCAUUGCGCCUGUGUUUCCGCCGUGGUCGACUCCGACGACUACACUCAACUUUGUGACAACUAGCUGCUGGACUUUGGUUGAGUAG
This is a messenger RNA of Cyphellophora attinorum, 369 nucleotides long. RefSeq lists its product as uncharacterized. The coding region runs from base 1 to 369 and encodes 122 amino acids. Lineage: Eukaryota; Fungi; Ascomycota; Eurotiomycetes; Chaetothyriales; Cyphellophoraceae. The record is from RefSeq and is a predicted model, not a curated record. The transcript has a single exon.